Molecule: messenger RNA, 1473 nt
Organism: Blepharisma stoltei
Lineage: Eukaryota; Ciliophora; Heterotrichea; Heterotrichida; Blepharismidae
Source: the annotation of a GenBank genome assembly
AUGGAUUUAAUUGAAGAUAUAGUCACUCCUUUUAAUAUUCAAGCUAGUGAAAAAGGAGUCGACUAUGACAAACUUAUAGCUCAAUUUGGAUGCCAAAAGGUGCUACCAGCUCAUAUUAAAGAAAUUGAAGAAAUAACUGGGAAAAAAGCUCAUCAUUUAUUAAGAAGAGGAAUUUAUUUUGCACAUAGAGAUUUAGAGAUGAUUUUAAAUACAGCUAAGAUGAAGAAGCCAUUUUACUUGUAUACAGGAAGAGGCCCAAGCUCAGCUGCGCUGCAUUUAGGGCAUAUGAUACCGUUUAUACUGAACAAAUGGCUUCAAGAAGUAUUUGAUGUCCCUGUAGUAAUCCAAAUUACAGAUGAUGAAAAAUAUUUGUAUAGACAAGAAUUAUCAUUAGAGCAAGUAAAGCAUUUUUCAAGAGAAAAUAUUAGAGAUAUAAUUGCCUGUGGCUUUGACUUAAACAAGACCUUUAUUUUUACAGACACUUCUUACAUUAAUUUCCUAUAUCCAAAUUUUCUAAAAAUGCAAAAACAUCUGACAGUAAAUCAAAUUUUUGGAUGCUUCGGCUUCAAUGGGAGUGACUGUGUAGGAAAAAUCGCUUAUCCUCCAUUACAAGCUGUCCCAGCAUUUUCGAAUUCUUUUCCACAUAUAUUUAGAAAUAAAAAUGAUAUCCCUUGCUUAAUCCCAGAAGCUAUUGAUCAAGACCCAUAUUUUAGGCUUACCAGAGACAUAGCCCCAAAAAUAAAUUAUUUAAAACCCGCAGUUCUUCAUGCAAAAUUUUUCCCUGCUCUACAAGGACUUCAUACUAAGGAUUCCCCCCUCAUUUGUCUAAUUUUUUUAGUUUUUUUUCAGGACCUUAUUUGUCCCAAAAUCUAGUCAAAAAUGAUUUGUCCCAUUUUCUAGUCUUUUUUGGAUUUUUUUGAAUGUCCUAAAUUUUAGUUUUUUACUGUAAAAAAACUAGAAAAUGAGACAAUUGAGGUCCUGAAAAUUGUUUUUGUUAUCAAAAUUUUAACUAGAAAAUUGGACAAAUGAGGUCCUAUAAAAAAAACUAGAAAAAUGGACAAAUGAUAAAAGACUAAAAAUUGGACAAAUGAGGGGGGGAUCCUUAAAAUGUCAGCAAGCGACGAAAACACUGCAAUCUAUUUAACAGAUAGCAAAAAAGAAAUUGAAAGAAAAAUAAAAAGUUUUGCCUUUUCUGGAGGUGGAAAAACGUUGCAAGAUCACAGGGAGAAAGGCGCGAACUUAGAAGUUGAUGUCCCAUUUCAAUAUUUAAGUUUCCUUAUGGAAGAUGAUGAAAGAUUAGAUGAAAUUAGGCAGAAAUAUGGAAAAGGAGAAAUCACAACAGGGGAAGUUAAGAAGGAUUUAAUUGGGCUGCUACAAAAGCUGGUAGAGGAUCAUAAGGUGAAGAAAAAAGAAGUUACUGAUGAACUCAUAGAUAAAUUUAUGGAAAUUAGAGAACUAGAUGUAAAAUUAUAG